This is a messenger RNA of Arachis duranensis, 4063 nucleotides long. RefSeq names its product protein transport protein SEC31 homolog B. Gene Ontology annotation, cellular component: COPII vesicle coat; endoplasmic reticulum exit site. The transcript has 22 exons. Gene Ontology annotation, molecular function: structural molecule activity; protein binding. Bases 271 to 3624 code for a protein of 1117 amino acids. The record is from RefSeq and is a predicted model, not a curated record. NCBI's taxonomy places the organism in Eukaryota, Viridiplantae, Streptophyta, Magnoliopsida, Fabales, Fabaceae. Gene Ontology annotation, biological process: endoplasmic reticulum to Golgi vesicle-mediated transport; intracellular protein transport; endoplasmic reticulum organization.
AACCACGCUAAGUUAUUGUAGAAACAAGAGAAGAAGAAAAAAAAAGAACAACAGAGAGAGAAGAGAGAAAAAAGGGGAAAAGAGAAAGAGAGAGAGAGAGAGAGAGAGAGAGAGAGAGAGAGAAAGAGAGUGGUUCUUCACACUCUCACAUUCCACAGAUCAGAUCCGAAACAAUUCCUGAUUCUCAGAUCCAUUUGAAUUUCGGAUUCGCGAUUCCAAUUUCGUGUUUCCGAUUAGGUUUUGGUUUCUUGUGUGAGGAAUCGGACGGAAAUGGCGUGCAUCAAAGGGGUGAAUCGAUCGUCGUCGGUGGCGCUGGCGCCGGAUGCGCCCUACAUGGCGGCGGGGACUAUGGCCGGCGCCGUCGAUCUGUCCUUCAGUUCAUCGGCGAACCUCGAGAUAUUCAAGCUUGAUUUCCAGUCAGACGAACCCGAACUGCCUCUCGUCGCCGAGUACCCUAGCUCCGAGCGCUUCAACCGACUCUCGUGGGGGAAGAACGGUACCAACACGGAAGGAUUCGCGCUAGGCCUCAUUGCUGGUGGACUUGUCGAUGGUAACAUUGAUAUCUGGAAUCCUCUCACUCUGAUCCGUUCGGAGAAAAAUGAAAAUGCUCUAGUUGGACAUCUUGUAAGACAUAAAGGACCGGUUCGUGGUCUUGAGUUCAAUGCCAUCACACCAAAUCUUCUUGCGUCUGGCGCUGAGGAUGGUGAAAUUUGUAUAUGGGAUUUGGUCAAUCCUUCUGAGCCUACUCAUUUUCCACCACUUAAGGGUAGUGGCUCUGCUGCCCAGGGGGAAGUUUCAUUCUUAUCUUGGAAUAGUAAAGUCCAACACAUAUUAGCAUCCACUUCCUACAAUGGGACCACUGUGGUCUGGGAUUUGAAGAAGCAAAAGCCAGUGAUAAGCUUUGCAGAUUCAGUUAGAAGGCGUUGCUCAGUUUUGCAGUGGCAUCCUGAUGUUGCCACACAACUUGUUGUUGCAUCAGAUGAAGAUGGUUCUCCUUCGCUAAGGCUUUGGGAUAUGAGGAAUAUAAUGACACCAAUAAAAGAGUUUGUGGGUCACACCAGAGGUGUUAUUGCAAUGUCAUGGUGUCCCACUGAUAGCUCUUAUUUGAUAACCUGUGGCAAAGAUAGCCGGACCAUAUGCUGGGACACAAUUUCUGGAGAGAUUGCCUGUGAAUUGCCAGCUGGAACCAACUGGAAUUUUGACGUGCACUGGUAUCCAAAGAUCCCAGGAGUGAUAUCAGCGUCCUCCUUUGAUGGAAAAAUUGGAAUAUACAAUAUUAAGGGUUGCCGUCAUCAUGGUGUCGGGCAAAAUGAUUAUGGUGCAGUAUCACUUAGAGCUCCAAAAUGGUACAAGUGCCCUGUUGGCGUUUCUUUUGGCUUUGGUGGAAAACUUGUGUCAUUUCAGUCUAAGGCAUCUGCAUCUGGUUCUCAACUUGGACCUUCAGAGGUUUAUGUGCAUAACUUGGUCACUGAAGAUGGUCUAGUCAGUCGAUCCUCUGAAUUUGAAGCUGCAAUUCAAAAUGGCGAAAGGUCUUUGUUGAGAAUUUUAUGUGAUAAAAAAUCUCAGGAAUCAGAAUCUGUGGAGGAUAGGGAAACUUGGGGGUUUUUGAAGGUUAUGUUUGAAGAUGAUGGGACUGCACGCACAAAACUUCUAACACACCUUGGAUUCAACGUACCUAGUGAAGAAAAAGACACAGUUAAUGAUGAUCUUUCCCAAGAAGUAAAUGCUCUUGGACUUGAGGACACUGCUGUUAAUAAUACAGGACAUCUGGCACCUCAUGAAGCACCUUCUUUUUCAUUUGAUAAUGGGGAGGAUUUCUUUAACAAUCUUCCCAGUCCUAAAGCUGAAUCACCCGUAACUACUUCUGUGGGCAACUUUGUUGCUGAGGACACUGCCAAUGGAUCAGAGAAAAUCCAAGAUUCUGUCGAAACAGAGGAGAGCAGUGACCCUUCAUUUGAUGACAGUGUUCAGCGUGCUUUAGUUCUUGGGGAUUACAAGGGUGCAGUUGCACAGUGCAUAUCUGCAAAUAAAUGGGCCGAUGCCUUGGUUAUUGCUCAUGUUGGUAAUGCUUCCUUGUGGGAAAGUACAAGAGAUCAGUACCUUAAGAUGAUCCGGUCGCCUUACCUAAAGAUUGUAUCAGCAAUGGUGAGCAAUGACCUAUUGAGCCUUGUGAACACUAGGCCUCUCAAAUUUUGGAAAGAAACCCUUGCUCUUCUUUGUAGUUUUGCUCAGAGAGAUGAAUGGACAAUGCUUUGUGACACACUUGCCUCAAAACUCAUGGGGGCUGGCAAUUCGUUAGCUGCAACUCUUUGUUAUAUAUGUGCUGGAAAUAUUGAUAAAACAGUUGAAAUAUGGUCGAGGAGCCUGUCAGCUGAGCAUGAGGGGAAGUCUUAUGUUGAUCUUCUUCAGGAUCUGAUGGAAAAGACUAUUGUUCUUGCCUUGGCAACGGGACAGAAGCAGUUUAGUGCUUCUCUGUGCAAGCUUGUUGAGAAAUAUGCUGAAAUUUUAGCAAGUCAAGGGCUGUUGACCACAGCAAUGGAGUAUUUAAAACUUUUGGGUUCUGAUCAACUAUCACCUGAGCUUGUGGUUUUAAAGGAUCGAAUUGCACGUUCUACAGAACCUGAGAAAGACUUAAAAACUACUGCUUUUGAUAAUUCUCAAUCACACAGUGGAUCCUUUUAUGGUGCUGAUAGCUCUAGUUAUAAUAGAACUUACCAUCAGGAGUCAAUAUCUGCUCAAGUGCCGCAUGGGAUUUCUGGUGUUCAAUAUUCUGAAAACUAUCAACAGCAAUUUGAUCCUAGAUAUGGAAGAGGAUAUGGUGUUCCUACACCACAGCAGCAACCUCAGCAGCCUAAUUUAUUUGUUCCACCACAGACUGCUCAGGUUCCUCAACCUCCCCAGAUGAACUUCUCGAAUAAUGUUGUCACACCCCCUCCUUUGAGAACUUUCGAUCCUCAUAAUUUUCCGGCGCUUAGAAACGUGGAACAAUAUCAGCAGCCCACAUUGGGUUCUCAGUUGUACAAUUCAAGCAGCAAUCCGCCUUACCAUUCAGCACCCCCUGCUCCAUCACAUGUGGGUUUAAGUCAUAACCCUAACUUGUCACAGGUUGUGGCCCCUACACCAAAUCCAAUGGGAUUCAUGCCAGUCCCUGGUUCUGGUGGUGUCCAAAGACCUGGGAUGGGAUCAUCGCAACCACCCAGUCCUCCCCACCCUCAACCUGUUCAACCAGCUGCAGCACCCGCAGCGCCACCACCUACUGUGCAAACAGCCGACACUUCAAAAGUACCUGCACACCAAAUGCCAAUUGUUACAACAUUGACAAGGCUUUUCAACGAAACAUCAGAAGCAUUGGGUGGUGCACGUGCAAACCCAGCUAAGAAGCGGGAGAUAGAAGACAAUUCAAAAAGACUCGGUGGAUUGUUUGCCAAAUUGAACGGUGGGGACAUCUCCAAAAAUGCAUCUGAUAAGCUCCUUCAACUUUGUCAGGCGUUAGACAAUGGUGAUUUUGGUACUGCCUUACAAGUUCAGGUUAUUCUUACUACUAGUGAGUGGGAUGAAUGCCAGUCAUGGUUGGGUUCACUUAAGCGAAUGAUCAAGACAAGGCAGAGCGUGAGGCUAAGUUAAAGAAGUUAGAAAUUUCUUUUUCCUUUUCAUGAUUUUGGGAAAAUUUUCAUGUGAUUAGCAUCUUGCAAUAGUGUCCCUUGAUCCUGUCACCCGUGUACACAAGACUACUGUCUAGAUUGCAAGUGCAGGGUUUUGAUUCUAUGCGCACAUCUACAAUUUCUUGCAGUGUCUGCUGCUUUCUUCACAUAGACAGUUAUUAAAAGCGGUUACUGAAGGUAGUUUUCAGGACAUGAUCAGAAAAGAUAUUUAGCAGAUUGUUUUUUCAACCAAUAUUUGUAUUAUGGAGAACACUGUUUUGUUUGUUUGCUCAAAAGAUAUCGGAUGGUUUUUCUUUUACCUCAGCUAUAGAUUGGGUCAGUGUUUCCUUUUCGUUAUUUUCUUUUCUUUUUAAAGAACAUUGUAUCACAGUAGUCAUAUAAAGUAUUGAUUGGUCGACAAA